CUUCGCAGCAGUCGAAUACAAGACGGUAUGAAAGAGAGUCAGAUAAGUGCCUGCUCGCGAUACUUGAAAAUUUAUCCAAAUUCAGCAAAAUCUACGGAGAAAAAUUUUAAAACGCGUUUGAAGGGAAAUUUGUAAAAGAAACUUACCUUGAAAAAAAUCGUUGAACGAAAAAUUGUAAACAAUGGAAGUAGAAGUCCCUCCAUUCAUCUUUGUUAUCUUCAUGUUUAUCGGUGUUUUUAUCGUCGGAUAUUUCAGCAUGCGUUGCUUUGAAGCUGCAAGAAAGUUCAGACGACAAGACAGCAACAACGCACAAGAUGAACAACACAGAUGCAAUUGCUCCCAACCAAAUGAGAACCCGAAUGGACUUGUCUACACAAUUUCUGGCAGACAUUUAGAACCUCCACCAGCGUUUUGUGACGUUGUUAAAGACGACAAAGAUUUGCCAAAAUACGAGGAAGUAAUGGAAAAACCUCAUCUUUACAGAAUAGAGAAAGAAAGUGUCGUGGAACACGUCUAAAUUUACUUAGAAUUUACUUAAACCUCAACUUGAUUGUGAUAUUUUUAGGAUAUAAGCAAAAUUAUGAAUAAAUAAAAGUAUUUUUGUUUUUAAAAUAUGUAA
Culicoides brevitarsis is the source of this 619-nucleotide messenger RNA. RefSeq lists its product as uncharacterized. The record is from RefSeq and is a predicted model, not a curated record. Lineage: Eukaryota; Metazoa; Arthropoda; Insecta; Diptera; Ceratopogonidae. The transcript has 3 exons. The coding region runs from base 182 to 517 and encodes 111 amino acids.